UAAAUCUUCGGUCCAGAGAAGUAGAAUUCUCCCACUAGCUCACUCCAUCGGGACGAUUCCGGUGCAGAAUUGAGAGGAAAAUCGGCGAGAAGCGAUGUCGGAGAAGAAGGGGGACUGUGGCAAACACGGCCAUAAGAGGAAGAAGUUCAUCCAGCGAAUAUGUGCUGGAAUUCUCUUCUUCAUCCUAUUAAUCCUGUUCGUCGUCUUCCUCGUAUGGGCGAUCCUUCGGCCAACCAAGCCUAAGUUCACGCUCCAAGACGUGACGGUUUUCCAGUUCAACGUCACCGGUUCGAACUUGCUCAACUCGAAUAUGCAGAUAACCCUCUCGUCGAGGAACCCCAACGACAAGAUCGGCAUAUACUACGACAGGCUCGAUGUGUUCGCGGAGUACAGCAACCAGCAGAUCACUCUCCCUACUAGAUUGCCUCCGACGUACGAGGGUCACAAAGACAUCAACAUCUGGUCGCCGUUCGUCUACGGGUCAAACGUGCCGAUUGCGCCUUAUCUGGCGGCCUCGCUGUCUCAGGAUCAGAACAUCGGGAUGGUCUUGAUCAAAAUCAAGGUCGAUGGACGGGUCAGAUGGAAGGUGGGUACUUGGAUCUCAGGCAACUACCAUAUCCACGUCAAUUGUCCGGCGUAUAUCACGUUUGGCAGCCGGAACACCGGUAUUCAGGUCGGAACCGCCUUUAAGUAUCAGCUGGUGCAACCCUGUGGGGUUGAUGUCUGAUGAAGGGUCGGUCAGGGAAUUUACUUCCCGAAUGAGGAGCCAUCGCCGUUAGUAUCCUUAUAUCUCCGUUUCUCUCUCUGGACGUCGUUAGUCUUUUUUCUUUAUUUUUCCUCAAUUGUGCUCUUCAUCGAAACUCCACCCUGUGUAGUUAUAAGAGGUAAUUUAGGGCUGUAAUUUGUACAUUUUAUUAAAGAAUAAAAUGAGAAGAUAAAAAGGGAAGAAAUUCAACGGUUGUCACAAGUUGUAUUGUUUGUUAUCAAAAGAAUAUUUCGAAUAUGAUAUUUAAUUGUGAGAAAUUAAAUUGCUUGC
This is a messenger RNA of Nelumbo nucifera (sacred lotus), 1036 nucleotides long. RefSeq names its product NDR1/HIN1-like protein 1. Gene Ontology annotation, biological process: defense response to other organism. Gene Ontology annotation, cellular component: plasmodesma; plasma membrane. Lineage: Eukaryota; Viridiplantae; Streptophyta; Magnoliopsida; Proteales; Nelumbonaceae. The record is from RefSeq and is a predicted model, not a curated record.